This is a messenger RNA of Solenopsis invicta (red fire ant), 1693 nucleotides long. RefSeq lists its product as uncharacterized. The record is from RefSeq and is a predicted model, not a curated record. NCBI's taxonomy places the organism in Eukaryota, Metazoa, Arthropoda, Insecta, Hymenoptera, Formicidae. Bases 309 to 902 code for a protein of 197 amino acids. The transcript has 4 exons.
AAACGGCAUCAGAGUCUGCAAUUCCGAUUCAACGAACCGCGACCAUGAUCAAUGAUUCAUAUGACGUCUACGACAUGUGUACUUGAGGAAAAAAAAAGAAGGAAAAGGAAAGAAGACGUUUGUCCUGUUGCACGGUGAAAGUAUCCGAUUCGGGUGUGAAUUAAAAUGGAGAGGGAAGAAAGUCACCCCGACACAGGUAACGGCGCCGGCGAUAGACAGCGCACGUUGGCAUUGAGCGAACCUGAGUUUAUCGGAGUUUAUCGCCAGUUCACGGUCGUUCGUCCGCGCUUACCGUUUCCACCGGGAUCAUGCGUUUGAUUCUGCUUCUUGCGUUCCUAGGGAACAUCAAGCUGAUGAGUAACGCAGAAGAGAUCUGGCAGCAGGAUAUAUCUAAGGACAUGCGGAUAGGUGCAUCAGCUGAAGGCUACGAUCGUGUGGGGUUGCGUUGCGGCGCCGAAAGAAUGACCGUCGAGCUCAAAACUACGGAAGACUUUUCAGGGGUGAUCUACACACAGGGUAGUUUCCAUUCCCGAGAGCCAUCCUGCUUCCUCGAUCCGGUUCGCGGUCGGAGUUUCACCAUGAGCAUUCCUUUAAACAAAUGCGACACUGAAAGGGACGGCGAAAAAUUCAGCAAUGUCGUGGUGAUUCAGCACGAUGACGAGCUGUUAACUCCAGGUGACGCCGCUUUUACGUUAGAAUGCGACUUCUCGAAGCCACGUGCUCUCACCGUAACAGCAGACUUUAAUGGGAGUAAGAAGAGACCGACUAGAUCGAGCAUAGCUCUCGUCGAUGCCGAUCCGGGAAGCGACAGGAGAAAAAGGUCGGCGUACGUGGAAAGCUACGGGGACGAGGUUGCUUUUAUACCGGAGCAAGUGUACCGUAAGGCAAACGACGAACUGUGAGAUACCAGUGUGUGCUAGCUAAUAAAGUAAAACUGAGUAAACUUGCCUCCUCUUCCUUUCGCUUCGCUCAAAAACAUUCACGGAACUUUUUUGGCUGAUAAUCACCGCGUUCGCAAAUUGAACUGCCAAAGAAUUAAUUCUGUCGUUGCUGAAUUGAAGUUGCGAUUGUAUUAACUAGAGUUUCUCGCUGGCACAGUCGUUGGUGUCGUCACAAGCCUCUUUUUGACACCGAGCAUGUUCAGCGAAUACACCCAUACAGCACAAAACUUGCAACAAUAUUGUUGCAACGUUGCAGCAAUAUUACAACGUUGCAGCAAUGUUGCAACAAUAUUUCUGCAGUCCUCUGUGCUGUAUGGGCAAUUGCGGAGCAAGAGAGACGCAAAAUUCAUGCACUCAAUUCGUGAUUGAUUCAAAACAUCGUUAAAUUAGUUAAAUCUGCAAUAAAUUAAAUCAUUGAAUUAAUUUUAAAAAAAUCACUGAAUUUAUGAACUGAUUAAAUCCAUUUUUCAAAAUCGAUCUUACACAUUUGCCGAACGUGAUCGUUGUCGCAUGGUGAAAAAAAAAAAGAAACACACACACACACACAUGUGUCCCAAUUGAUUUCAGAAUGAGAAGAGCGUUGGGGGUGCCGUUUUGUUAAGUCUCAUGAAUCAGCGAGCGCCGUCGAUCCGGUCGAUUCCGGCUAUAACACUUGCAUACGACACGACGACGCAUUCCGUGCACUCAUGAAUUUGUUGACGCUGCCUGUUAUUUAAGUUUUUGUUAUUUCUAAAUAAAUUAUGUAAUUCGUU